This is a messenger RNA of Pollicipes pollicipes, 2034 nucleotides long. RefSeq names its product CBP80/20-dependent translation initiation factor. Bases 189 to 1742 code for a protein of 517 amino acids. Gene Ontology annotation, biological process: regulation of translational initiation. Gene Ontology annotation, cellular component: cytosol. The transcript is spliced from 13 exons. Gene Ontology annotation, molecular function: RNA binding; translation activator activity; protein binding. Lineage: Eukaryota; Metazoa; Arthropoda; Thecostraca; Pollicipedomorpha; Pollicipedidae. The record is from RefSeq and is a predicted model, not a curated record.
CGGCGUUACCAGGACGACAACGAUGAGGGGCGACGGGUGCGAGUUGCGCUAGCGGAUGUUGGGUGCAGACGAAAGGUGGACGAAAGAAGCUCGAAUCUGGUGGAUUCGAAAAUAAUUCGAACGAUAUUGGCUGUCCUUGUAAAAGCAAACCUGUGGACCUGGCCCAAUCGCAAUCGUGUGCUGUAAUUAUGGAAGCAAACAAGAAAGAACAGCAGGGCUACCCUAUGCGGAGGGAACGGAGUUUCCACGUGCAUCCCAGCAGAUCGGAGGCCGCCAACUUUGCUGCCCUGCGCCGCGAGCGGAGCUUCGCAAACCCGGCGCCUCCGUUCCACGUGCCGUUCGGACGUGCCCUGUACAACCCCUAUUUUGACUGGGAGCUGGAGGACGCGCUGUACUGGGAGGAGCUCGAGUACGAGUACAUGCUGCUGGGCGGUCGUGACCCGAGGCGGCGCAGCGCCAUGCCGGCACUGCGGGCCAAGCCGGCCAUGGAGCUCUACCGACCCCCCACAAUGCGCUCGCCCGGCUUCAUGGCCGCCUGCCCGGCCGUGAACGGCUACAACGGCGGCGGCGGCGGCGGCUCGCCCGACCGCAGCCCGUCGGCCGUCUCCACGGCGCUCAACAUCAACGCCAAGGAGUUCCAGCCGGUCAUCAACGGCGGCGACGUCGACGGCAGCGCCGCCGGUGGCGUCGGCGGCGCCUCGCCCGCCAAACAACAGCAGCAGCAGCAGCCGCCAUCCGCCCUGCUGCGCUCCAAGAGCUCCAAGGACGCCCGCUCGCUUAAGGGUAACAAGUCAGCAGUGCCGGGCACCUUGGUUCGCUCCAAGAGCUCCAAGGACGGCCGGAUCUUCAAGGUGACGUUCCGUUCGGGUGGCGCCGGCGACGCUCCCGCCCCCAGCGACGACGCGACGAACUACGACAAACGACCGGACGAGGUGGCGCCACUGGCGCCGCUGGCCGGCGGCCUGAAGCGCUCCCGCAGCCUGGGCGCCGAGCUGACGGCGCCGGCGCCGGCGGCGGCGCACGCCGAGUUGGGCGCCGCCGCCGAGCUGGGUCACUUCAGUCCUGACGUGCAGGCGCUCAUGGCGCUGGCCGUGCAGGACCCGAACCGGCUGACCGGCCGGCACAUGAUGGACCUGGUGCGGCACAUCUUCACGCGUCUGGUGGAGGCGGCCCGCUACGGCGAGCCGGCCGCCCGGCUCUGCCUCACCGUCAUUGAGCGAGAGCGCACCGAGACCUUCCUCGAGACACUGCUCAACACGUGCCAGGAGUGGUACCAGCAGCGGGACCGGCUGCUGCGGCCGCACCAGAGCACCUUCGGCAACGGAUUUGUGCCGGCCUCGCCGCGCUGGAUCGCCUUCACCACCUUCAUCAACGAGCUGUACGCCCUGCUGAAGCGGCGCCAGGUGUCGACCGGGCCGCGGCCCCGCUCCGGCUCGGCUGUCCAGAUGCUGCUCGAGCUGCUGGCCGAGUGCUGCCAGGUGACUCUGCGCGCACCCAGCGUCAACAGUCUGGCAGAGACAGAGUGUGUGUUCCUGAUCCUGACGUCGAUCGGCCGCGACCUGGAACAGGAGUCGCCGUCACACCUGGAACGGAUCAUGGCCGCCGUGCGCGAUGCGCUCAUCAACAGCAGCCUGAUCUCGGCCGUCAGCAAAACACUGCUGCAGCUGGUGGAGCUGCAGGCGGCCCGCUGGCAGCUGCCGGCGCCCACCGUCAUGUACUACUACCCCAUGUCGGCCAAGUGACGGGCGCGCGCCGGCCGCCGCCAUCGCCGCUCCUGUGUUCCGCCCGGGAGAGAGUGUGUGUUCCGUGUUGGCGUUGGCGCCGUUGCCGCGCCGUUUCUCGUUGGCCGCCGCGCGGCGCGGGCGUCGGCCGAGCCUGGCGACGAUCUCAGCGCCGGCGCGAGCCGAGCGUCGGCCGACGCGUCGAGACCGACGAGCCGCGCCGCGCCGACGCCGCCGCCGACCGCGCGCCCGCGCGCUAUUGUAUUCACUCUGUUGCUAUUUGAAUUACCGUAUUUAUGAACUGAUGAUUGAU